Iphiclides podalirius (scarce swallowtail) is the source of this 222-nucleotide messenger RNA. The record is from the annotation of a GenBank genome assembly. Lineage: Eukaryota; Metazoa; Arthropoda; Insecta; Lepidoptera; Papilionidae.
AUGGUUCGAGUUAACGGCUUAAUGUCUCAAUCUCAAGAGGGCGUCAAGACUCCUCAUCGCAUUGAAUUAUGUGAAGAGAAGUUAGUUAGACCAACACGUAGCUACAGAAAGCGCAGAAUUGUUACUGCUUCACCUGUAAAGACUGAAAAUGCUGAAUUGACAGAAACACCAUUAAGAAAGCUACAGUAUCAGAUCUCGUGCUUCCCGAGCAGCUGCCAAAGU